Besnoitia besnoiti is the source of this 1800-nucleotide messenger RNA. RefSeq lists its product as uncharacterized. The transcript has a single exon. Bases 1 to 1800 code for a protein of 599 amino acids. The record is from RefSeq and is a predicted model, not a curated record. Lineage: Eukaryota; Apicomplexa; Conoidasida; Eucoccidiorida; Sarcocystidae.
AUGAAACUCCACCGGGGCCUUUUCGCAGGAGCCACCCUCCUCUCGGCUCUUGUGUUUCAGACGGAUGCGCUGGCAUUUUCGCUCUCUGCACUGGUCAGGAGUGCUUUUGAAUCGAAACAGACCUCGAGCGACGCAGGCUUCCUUCCCAAGACUGAAAAGGAACCUGGCUCGGGUGACGAUCUUCCUUCUUCACUGGACGAAAACUCGAGGGAAUUACAAGAGGAACUGUCUGCAGUGCCUCCUACCAGCGCUCCAGAGAACAACGAGACCGACACCGCACCACAACAACCCGAGGACGAGGAACCAGAACCCCCCGUCGAAGAAACAAAUGCUCCCGAUGGCGCAAAUGCCGCUACCGGUCCUGGCUCCGAGGAGGAGGAGGAACGUGACGAGGGUGCGGAGAACAACUCUAACGAGGGUGAGGAGGAUGGCGUGACUGCCGGUCGCCGUCUCGGCUCCGAGGAGGAGGAGGAACGUGACGAGGGUGCGGAGAACAACUCUAACGAGGGUGAGAAGAGUGACGUGACUGCCGGACGCCGUCUUGGCUCCGAGGAGGAGGAGGAGCAACGUGACGAGGGUGCGGAGAACAACUCUAACGAGGGUGAGAAGGAUGGCGUGACUGCCGGUCGCCGUCUCGGCUCCGAGGAAGAGGAGGAGCAACGUGACGAGGGUGAGGAGAACAACUCUAACGAGGGUGAGAAGGAUGGCGUGACUGCCGGUCGCCGUCUCGGCUCCGAGGAGGAGGAGGAACGUGACGAGGGUGAGGAGAACACCUCUGACGAGGGUGAGAAAGGUGACGCGACUGCCGGUCGCCGUCUCGGCUCCGAGGAGGAGGAGGAACGUGACGAGGGUGAGGAGAACACCUCUGACGAGGGUGAGAAAGGUGACGCGACUGCCGGUCGCCGUCUCGGCUCCGAGGAGGAGGAGGAACGUGACGAGGGUGUGGAGAACAACUCUAACGAGGGUGAGAAGGAUGGCGUGACUGCCGGUCGCCGUCUUGGCUCCGAGGAGGAGGAGGAGCAACGUGACGAGGGUGCGGAGAACACCUCUGACGAGGGUGAGAAAGGUGACGCGACUGCCGGUCGCCGUCUCGGCUCCGAGGAGAAGGAAGAACGUGACGAGGGUGCGGAGAACAACUCUAACGAGGGUGAGAAGGAUGGCGUGACUGCCGGUCGCCGUCUUGGCUCCGAGGAGGAGGAGGAGCAACGUGACGAGGGUGCGGAGAACAACUCUAACGAGGGUGAGAAGGAUGGCGUGACUGCCGGUCGCCGUCUCGGCUCCGAGGAGGAGGAGGAACGUGACGAGGGUGCGGAGAACAACUCUAACGAGGGUGAGAAGGAUGGCGUGACUGCCGGUCGCCGUCUCGGCUCCGAGGAGGAGGAGGAACGUGACGAGGGUGCGGAGAACAACUCUAACGAGGGUGAGAAGGUUGGCGUGACUGCCGGUCGCCGUCUCGGCUCCGAGGAGGAGGAGGAACGUGACGAGGGUGCGGAGAACAACUCUAACGAGGGUGAGAAGGAUGGCGUGACUGCCGGUCGCCGUCUCGGCUCCGAGGAGGAGGAGGAACGUGACGAGGGUGCGGAGAACAACUCUAACGAGGGUGAGAAGGAUGGCGUGACUGCCGGUCGCCGUCUCGGCUCCGAGGAGGAGGAGGAGCAACGUGACGAGGGUGAGGAGAACACCUCUGACGAGGGUGAGAAAGGUGACGCGACUGCCGGACGCCGUCUUGGCUCCGAGGAGGAGGAGGAGCAACGUGACGAGGGUUCGGAGAGCAACUCUGGGGAGGGUCACUCGGAGUAG